AUGGCCACUGAGCAGAAAUCCAGCACGACCAUUCUUGAGAGGCCCCAUCAAACAUCCGGCCCAACACUAGAUGUGCCGGUCGCAGGUCCGGCCGACGUCCGCCUCUCCGUCCAUGAUGAACAGUCCCCGCCCGCAACGGCAUUCUCAAUCCUUGAGCCCGUCACCCCGCUCUCCACGAUCACCACGCAUAUCCGCGAGUCCGGCGUCGAAGACACCUUCCCGGAUGGCGGCACGCGCUCUUGGCUGGUCGUGCUGGGCUCGUUCUUCCUCCUGAUGGCGAGCUAUGGGAUGAUGAACUCGACCGGUGUGCUGCAGAACUACUUCACGACGCACCAGCUGGCGGGAUAUUCGAGCAGCACCGUGGGCUGGGUGCCGGGUCUUUUUACCUUUUUCGGCUUGUGUCUGAGCGUGCAGAUCGGCCCGCUGUUCGAUCGGUACGGGCCGACAGGCAUCUUGCUCGCAGGCACAGUUUGCUACGUCGUCGGUCUGUUGCUGCUGGCGGAGUGUCGACUGUACUGGCACUUUGUGCUGACCUUAGGCGUGCUCAUGGGGACUGGCGCGGCGUUCCUGAGUACAGUGGCAAUGGCAGCCGUGCCGCAUUGGUUUGAUCGGCGGGCUGGAUUGGCGAUGGGUACCGCAAUGGCAGGAAGCGGGCUGGGAGGAGUCAUGUUCCCCUUGGUGCUGAGGGCGGCGUUCACGCGGAUCGGCUAUCGCUGGGCGAUCCGGAUGGUCGCCUUAAUUGUCGCCGUGAUGUGUGGUCUGGGCAUAGCACUGGUUCGAUCGAGGUUGCCAAAAGGGCAAAGCAGAUCAAGUAUCAAUUUACGCGCGUUCAAAGAUACACGAUUUACCUGGCUGACGCUGGGGACUUUUGCUCUUGAAUUGGAAGUUUUUGCCGGGCUAGGGCUCUAUCCAACCUACGUUGUGAUGCAAGGUUUCACCACCGGGACCAGUGUGAUUCUCCUAUCUAUUCUAAACACAUUCUCCACCAUAGGCCGUCUACUUGCUGGUGGCAUCGCUGAUAAAUAUGGUCGCAUUAACACUCAAGCCGGGCUCAUUGCAUGUGGCAUCUUCGCCAUCUUUGUCAUCUGGCUUCCUUUCGGCAACACACUACCUGGGCUAUAUAUGUUCAGCUGUGUUUUUGGAAUGGCAUCAGGCUCAUUUCUGAGCUUGGCACCCACGUGUAUUGGGCAGAUCUCCAAUGCCAGUGAAGUCGGGGGUCGUUUUGGGAUUUGCUAUUCUAUCGUGAGCGUGGCGACUCUGGUUUGCAUCCCUAUUGGCGGUGAAAUGCUGGAGAAGGUCGGCACUCGGGCUAUGGUGGCUUAUCUGGGCAGUGUGCUUGUCGUGUCAAUGGUGAUGUUCACGAUGGCGCGGUGGGCUUGUCUAGGCUAUCGAUGGCGAUGGCAUGCCAAAAUCUAA
Messenger RNA from Penicillium macrosclerotiorum, 1416 nucleotides. Its product is annotated as MFS general substrate transporter. Gene Ontology annotation, cellular component: fungal-type vacuole membrane. Gene Ontology annotation, biological process: transmembrane transport. Lineage: Eukaryota; Fungi; Ascomycota; Eurotiomycetes; Eurotiales; Aspergillaceae. The record is from RefSeq and is a predicted model, not a curated record. Gene Ontology annotation, molecular function: transmembrane transporter activity. The transcript is spliced from 3 exons. Bases 1 to 1416 code for a protein of 471 amino acids.